This is a messenger RNA of Anopheles funestus (African malaria mosquito), 1014 nucleotides long. RefSeq names its product translin (gene trsn). Gene Ontology annotation, molecular function: sequence-specific DNA binding; RNA binding; single-stranded DNA binding. Bases 129 to 842 code for a protein of 237 amino acids. The transcript has 4 exons. Lineage: Eukaryota; Metazoa; Arthropoda; Insecta; Diptera; Culicidae. Gene Ontology annotation, cellular component: cytoplasm; nucleus. The record is from RefSeq and is a predicted model, not a curated record. Gene Ontology annotation, biological process: RNA metabolic process.
CACCUUGGUUGUACUUGUCAAAAUAACAACGCUGUCCCGGCACACACAAAAACAUAAACUAGAACGGUCUGUUUGCGCUCAAACACUUUCCGAGUCGUUGUUUCCUCAAUUGAAAUUACAAACGAAAAAUGCAAAACAACGUUAAGAACAUAUUCGAUAGCUUCAACGAUUAUCUCGUGAAGGAGCAGGAGUUGCGUACUGAAAUACGCGAAAUCGUACGUGACAUAGAUCAGGCGGCGAAGGAGGCAGCCAUUGUACUGCAGAUCAUUCACAGCAGCAUGGCAGAUGUACCGGCAGCCUGCGCUAAGGCACGGACCAUCUUUGACACUUGCCGUGAGGGUUAUGGAAAGCUGGCCGCACUCAUCCCGGCAGGACAGUACUACCGGUAUCACGACCAUUGGCAUUACAUGACGCAGCGAAUCGUGUUUCUAAUCGCGCUCACGAUUUAUCUCGAGAAAGGGUUUCUAGUUAACCGAGAAACGGCGGCAGAAAUUCUCGGUCUGACUAUCGAUCAAAAGAGUGGAUUCCAUCUAGACAUCGAGGAUUACCUAGUGGGUAUUUUACAACUCGCUUCAGAGCUGAGCCGCUACGCUGUCAACUCCGUCAUUUUGGGUGACUAUGAAAAACCGCUCAUGAUCUCAAAAUUCGUCGCCGAUCUUAACUCGGGCUUCCGGCUGUUGAAUCUCAAGAACGAUUCGCUUCGCAAGCGCUUUGAUGCACUCAAGUACGAUGUGAAGAAAAUUGAGGAAAUAGUGUACGACAUAAGCAUACGGGGAUUGCGUACCGAAGCGGCACCCGUACCAGCUGUCGACCCGCUCGUUGAGCAAGCGAAACAAACAUAAUGUUUUGCAGCUUAUACUUUGCUACAUUUUGCGUAACGCAACAAUUUUCAACUACAGUUUACAUAUUUUUCAGUGCACCUUAGCACACACCGUAUUCCACAAUUGAAUUUGUUACUGAGCACUGAGGGCGAUUUUUGAAAUAAAAGAAAACUUUACACAGUAUACCACAAAA